GUUGGCAGAGGACAGUAAAGAAUUGCAUGAAAGAAAAGAUCAUCACCAAAAGAGUGAUGUUUCUCCAAAUCAUUUAAAUAAAAUUACAAAGCCCAUAGAGAAAAAAGAACCUGAACACGAACCUAAAAUAGAAAUAGAAGAGCAGGAAAGUAAUUCAGGAUUAAAGUCUCCAGAUUCUUCUGAUUUGUCAGCAUCUAAUCCAAAUAGCAAGAAACAUGUCUUGAAUCCAAAUGCUGAGGUUUUUACACCUCGAACACUGCCAAUGGUGACACCAACUGGUCCUCCUCCAUUACAACCACGAAUGCAGACACCAAGUCCAAUAGUUCAAGUACCUCAGCAUCAAAUGGUGCCUGGAUUGACUCAUCCGGUGUUUACAACAAUGAAUCCUCCUUUUGUUGUGUCGGCUACUCCUGUGAGCGUCUCCCUUACGACACCGUUUGGUCCAGCAGGGUCAGUUGCUCAAGCUCCAAGAUUUAGGAAAGCUGUUCCAAUGACUCUUCAACCAAGACCUGAUAUGUCUCCCCCUGUACAUGUUGCUGCAGCAACUGGUCCACCAAUUUUAGCUCCUGCAGCACUGUCAGCACAUCCUCAAUUAACAAUGCAAUAUACUCCACCACCUGGUGUCAUGCAAGCACAAGGACCACAACCAACAAUGCCUUAUCUACAGAUGUAUUCUGUAGUAGGACCAAGAGUGAUGUCACCACAACCAGUUGCAAUGGUACCUACAUCUCCUGCAGGAUCAUAUGGAGAAACACAUCUUCCAACACAUAUGUAUAUGCCACAUCAUCCAGGUACAACUCUACCUAUGAGUGCCAUGCCACAAGGAACACCUGGACCACAUUCAAAUACUUCCACUCCGCAGUCUCAGACUCCAACUAUGCAUGCACCGUCGCCAGUCCACCAACCUCCCGUGUCGCACGGGACUCCCGCUCACACGCCGACACCGACCGGACAUUUAGGUACGGCUCCCACCCCGCAGCCUGUCCUAUACCACGGACCAAUGACUUCGCAACACUCUCUCCAGCACGUUGGUAAUCCGACACACAUGGCAUCUAUUUCCCACCAUCACUCAAACUUUCCUACAGCACCUCAGCCAGUGGUAUUGAUGCAUCAGCAGCCUGUACCUAAUCAUCAUCCUUCUUCCAUUCCAUCAUCAGGACCGCACGCUCUACAAGGACACCCCCUUCACGGUCAAACACCAGGAAAUCAUAUUCUUCAACCAGGAGCCAUCCCAACUAGUGCCACAAUGGUUCCUGUACCACCAAACACUCAAUUUGUACCCCAUCAUCAAGGUCUGUUUUUCACUUCUAGGAGUGUAAUGCAACAAGUGACUAGAAAAUAAGCAAGAAACUAGUUGACAAGUUUAAGUUAUUGCAGAGCUGAUUUAUUUAGAAAAAAUGGAGAGAUAGAUUGUUCCCUUGGCAGCCAUUAUUAUUUCAAAAUUAUAAAAACAAGAUUGCCUCAAGACAUUUGUGAGUAAAACCAAAACUGGAAAAACAAGCAGGUAGAAAAAUUUCUUCCAAAAUACAGCUAAUAUGAAAAAAAUAUUAUUCUCAGUAAGAUUGUGAUCACAAAAUUACAGUGGUAACUUCCUUUGUAGUAGUUAAAUGAAAAAAAAAAGAAAGAAAAUAUGUUUA
Centruroides sculpturatus (bark scorpion) is the source of this 1637-nucleotide messenger RNA. RefSeq names its product vegetative cell wall protein gp1-like. The transcript has 6 exons. Bases 263 to 1342 code for a protein of 359 amino acids. The record is from RefSeq and is a predicted model, not a curated record. NCBI's taxonomy places the organism in Eukaryota, Metazoa, Arthropoda, Arachnida, Scorpiones, Buthidae.